AUGACAUCUCUCCAUGUUGGGUUGAACUGAGCUGAUGGUGGGAUGAUAGAGUGCCCAUACCGUCACUGCAAGACACGUCGGUUGACGUGCAAGUACUUCCUCGCCGGAACUUGCAAGAACGGGAGCGGUUGCAUGUACUCCCACGGGGGACACAACCACCUCAAGGGCUACAAUGCCAUGGCGCCAAUCGGGAACGCCGAGUACUGCUCCGACGCGCGUGAGCUGACCUCUGGAGACCACCAGGUCCCCAUGUCAACCUUCAAGGAAGCCACCGCCGAGAAGGAGAGUGCGGAGAGGCUACUCGCCGAGGCAAGAGCCAAGGUGGUAGCCUACCAGCAGGCCCGAAAGGCUGCCUCUCCCCCCGCCACUCUCGCCGAGGCUGAGCUCAGGGCGAGGGCGUUGGCGUCGAUGACGCCCAAGGUCCUAUCUCCCUCCUCCUCCCCCAAGGCCGAGCCUGCCUCAGUCCGUGCCGCCACCCCGCCUAGGGCCGAGCCCGUCGAGGAUCCCCUCCCGACCACCUCUAGAAAGAGGGGCAGGGAGGAGGACUCCGACUCGGGUGAGGCCGCCAACAAGAAGGCGAAGCUUCCGGAGAUGCCGGCGGGACCCGAGAAGCCGGCUGGCCCCGAGAACUGGGAGUACGCCGCGGUCGUGGUGAUCCCUGAGAUCACCUAUCGCUGGGACGAGGACCAGGCCGACUACGAGCUGAGUGAAAACGAGGCCUAAGGGCCGGAGGAGUAGUUCGGGGGCUGUGUGAGUUUGUACCAUAGGAGAUACCUUUACCCUUACUAUGAUCGCGUCUUUUAAUAUCUUUUUUGUUCUUUUUUUUCUUUCCUUAAGCGAGGUUCUGGAGUUUGGGCAGGCUGUUUUGGUGUCGAUAUUUUGGCUGGCGUUGU
This is a messenger RNA of Tricharina praecox, 893 nucleotides long. RefSeq lists its product as uncharacterized. The transcript has 3 exons. Bases 43 to 723 code for a protein of 226 amino acids. The record is from RefSeq and is a predicted model, not a curated record. Gene Ontology annotation, molecular function: metal ion binding. NCBI's taxonomy places the organism in Eukaryota, Fungi, Ascomycota, Pezizomycetes, Pezizales, Pyronemataceae.